Messenger RNA from Populus nigra (black poplar), 2044 nucleotides. RefSeq lists its product as uncharacterized. The transcript has 9 exons. Bases 74 to 1723 code for a protein of 549 amino acids. NCBI's taxonomy places the organism in Eukaryota, Viridiplantae, Streptophyta, Magnoliopsida, Malpighiales, Salicaceae. Gene Ontology annotation, biological process: protein transport. The record is from RefSeq and is a predicted model, not a curated record.
UAAAAUCCUGAGUCAUCCGACAAAACCACCACUCCCUCCCCUUCCCCUUAAGGCCCCGACCCACCCCGCCACCAUGCCUUCACCACCAGAACCACCAUCGCAACACCAGAACCACCACCACCAGCUAUCCACCUUCCUCAACUCCACAACCAAAUCCCUAGUCUCCCUUCUCUCUCCUCACAAAACCCCACCUUUACCACCACCACCACAAUCCAAAAUUUGCAUCCCUUUCCAACUUCCCACCUCCCCUCUUCCACUCACUCAAUCCACUCCCUUUCUCUUCGAGUCAACUCAGCCUGACUCAGUCUCCCCUUCAAAAUCAUCAUCAGCCACAGUAAAAGGGUUAUCUUCUGCCGAGUCAAAUCCCGGGUUUCCAUCAGCAGUCAGGAUUGGAAGGGUAAAUUCUAAUGGAAAAGGUGGUGGGCCUGCUUUUGUAGGACAGGUUUUUAGCAUGUGUGACCUUUCAGGGACUGGUCUCAUGGCCGUUUCUACUCAUUUUGAUGUUCCCUUCAUUUCCAAAAGGACACCCGAGUGGCUUAAGAAGAUAUUUGCAAUGGUUACCAAGAGUGAGAGGAAUGGUCCUGUGUUUCGUUUCUUCAUGGAUUUAGGUGAUGCAGUUGCUUAUGUUAAACGGCUGAAUAUUCCAAGUGGUGUGGUGGGUGCUUGUCGUCUUGACUUAGCAUAUGAACACUUCAAGGAGAAACCUCAACUAUUUCAGUUUGUUCCAAAUGAGAAGCAGGUCAAGGCAGCACACCAACUUCUCAAGACUAUUUCACAUAGCGAUGGGAGCAUGAGGGUUGAUGGAGUUCCUGUUUUCAGCGCACAAAAUUUAGAUAUUGCAAUAGCUACCAAAGACGGGAUUAAGUGGUAUACUCCAUACUUCUUCGAUAAAAACAUGCUGGAUAACAUUCUUGAGGAGUCUGUUGAUCAGCAUUUCCAUGGUUUAAUUCAAACCCGGCACACGCAACGCCGACGUGAUGUGAUUGAUGAUAAUGUUUCUGCAGAAGUGAUUGAAGAAAUGGGAGACAGCCUAUUGGAGCCACCAGAGGUUCAGGAAGUGCUGGAUGAGAUGGGGCAUCCUGCAAUACCUCUCAGUGUAAUUUCAAAGGCUGCAGAAAUUCAGCUUCUUUAUGCUGUUGACAAAGUACUUCUUGGUAAUAGGUGGUUGAGAAAAGCCACUGGCAUUCAACCGAAAUUUCCAUACUUGGUUGAUUCAUUUGAGAGAAGGAGUGCAUCUUCUUUACAAAGAGCAUCAGAGUCAACUAGCUGCCUUGCCAACUGUAAAACAGAUGAUAGCACUUCAGAACAUAAAUUAAAAGGCAAGGUAACCGAUCAUGUACGGAGAAAAGAUCUGCGGUUGCCAUUUGGAGAUUGGUUUAGUCAUCCAUGGUCGAAAACACUGGGCAAAUCUGAAAGGGAAGCAGACACAAGAAAGGAAGCCCCAUCAAGGGACUUUUUAAAACAGAAUUUAGAGUCUAAUCCUUUUCUUCCAAAGGUUACAAUGGUUGGUGUCUCAACUGGAGAUGCAGGACAAUUGAGCAAAGCUAGUGUGAAGAAGACUAUGGAGGAUUUGACCAAAGAGCUGGAGCACACAGAUCAGGCAAAUGACAGUGGUAUUAGCAACAGUAGUGGUGAGUACAAAGUCGAAGAUAGGGAUCCACUAUUUGUUGCAAAUGUGGGUGAUUACUAUUCAGGCAUGGCAAAGACAGGUUCCCCUCGAUGAGUCUGUGGAGAAAAUAACUGAAGAGCCACCACAAAAAAAAAAAGGCUUCUUUGGCGUGAAUUGCAUAAUUUCUUUUAACUAGAGUGAAAGAAGGAUGUAAAUUGUAAAAUUGAUAGUGCAUUGUUUAACAAGUCAUAUGUCGGCCAGCUCCUUACAGAGUCUGUUAUUACUGAUGCAUCAGUGUGCAUUAUGCAGUCCUAAUGUUGUCAAAAGUUAACUUGUGUAAUUUGAUGCAGACCAUCUGUCAGGUGAGUUGGUUUUGUCUUGUGGCUUGAAAUUUUGAGACAGUAAUUCUUCGAAAACUUAGAUUUCUUUUUCCAA